AUGCAAGGCCUAUGGUCCACCCACCGUAAAGCCAAAUUGAACCUCAACUCGAUAUCUAGCCCUGCCCCAGGGUCUUCAACCUCUACCGUCGUUCCAGCCCAGCCCGCUCCCGACACUACAGCUCCCACCUCUGUCCCCGUCCCCGCCCUUGACGCCCCCACCGCUCCCCCCGAGACCGUCGGGGAUGGAGACCUCGCCGGGCCUUCCGUUUACGACUCCCACCUGAAGCCGGCGAGCACGAAGCGCAAGUCCCGCGCGCCGCGCGAGCGCGACGAGGGCAGCAAGCGGGCCAAGCUCUCGUCCAGCGCGGUCUCGAAGGACCACACGCCGCCCGCGACGCGGCUGACGGACCUCGGCGGCGUGGACGCGUGCAUCGAGAAGGUGCUUGAGCUCGUCGCGAUGCCGCUCUGCCACCCGGAGAUCUACCUGCACACGGGCGUGCAGCCGCCGCGGGGCGUGCUCCUCCACGGGCCACCGGGGUGCGGGAAGACGAUGCUCGCGCAUGCGAUUGCUGGGGAGCUUGGGGUGCCGUUCAUCAACGUUUCUGCGCCGUCGGUCGUGUCUGGGAUGUCUGGCGAGUCGGAGAAGACACUUCGGGAUACAUUCGAGGAGGCCAAGAAGGCGGCACCUUGCCUGCUCUUCAUCGACGAGAUCGACGCCAUUACACCGAAGCGGGAGAGUGCACAACGGGAGAUGGAAAGACGGAUAGUCGCGCAGUUUUUGACUUGCAUGGACGACAUGUCCUGGGAUAAGAACGAGAACAAGCCCGUCAUUGUUAUUGGUGCAACGAACCGACCGGAUUCCUUGGACGCUGCGCUCCGUCGAGCAGGGAGGUUUGACCAUGAGAUCAGUAUGGGAGUUCCAGACGAAGAGGCUAGGGCACAGAUUCUCCGGGUUCAGGCCGCAAAGCUGCGACUAGAGGGUGAUUUCAACUACACGGCCUUGGCGAAAGCCACUCCGGGCUACGUCGGCGCUGAUCUCGCGGCGCUCACUGGUGCCGCUGGUAUCAUCGCAGUCAAACGCAUCUUCAAGCAGAUAUCAGAAGGGACGCUUGUACUUCCAGAGAACACGAUUCCAACACCUCCACAGGAAAGCGAAGAUGUAUCUAUGGCUGUAGAUCCGCCCGUUGAGUCCCUAGCACCUCCUCCCACUUCCAAACCUAUUCCCUUCGCCGAUGUCGACCUCUCCAAAAACGCUGCCGCGAGCUCCAUCGUCCAUUUCCUCCGUGCCCAUCCCGAUCCCUUGACAGAAGCUCAGCUAGCGCCUCUCUGUAUCACCUUCCCCGACUUCACUCUCGCUCUCCAACAUGUCCAGCCGUCGUCGAAACGAGAAGGAUUUGCGACUGUCCCCGAUGUUACUUGGGCCGACAUUGGUGCACUCCACGAGACAAGAGAAGAGCUUCAUAUGGCGAUCGUCCAGCCCAUCAGGAGACCGGAGCUGUUCAGCGCAGUUGGGAUUGUUGCGGCAUGCGGAGUUUUGCUGUGGGGUCCCCCGGGGUGCGGAAAGACAUUGCUGGCGAAGGCGGUCGCGAACGAGUCACGGGCGAACUUCAUCAGCGUAAAGGGCCCGGAGCUCUUGAACAAGUACGUCGGUGAGAGCGAGAGAGCUGUCCGUCAAGUUUUCUCGCGGGCGCGAGCCUCCUCUCCGUGCGUCGUCUUCUUCGAUGAGCUUGACGCACUCGUCCCGCGACGAGACGACAGUAUGUCCGAAUCCUCCGCCCGCGUCGUCAACACGCUCCUCACCGAGCUCGACGGCCUCGACGCCCGCAAGUCCGUCUAUGUUAUCGCCGCCACGAACCGCCCCGACAUGAUCGACCCCGCGAUGUGUCGCCCCGGGCGGCUGGAUAAGCUGCUCUACGUCGACCUCCCCACGGCGGACGAGCGCGCAGAGAUCGUGCGCAAGAUGACACGCCGCGUCCCGCUCGGCGCGAGUGACGUGCCGCGUGCGCUGGACGAGCUCGUGCGCGUGCACUGCGACGGCUACAGCGGCGCGGACCUCGCCGCGCUCGUGCGCGAGGCCGGCGUCGCUGCGCUCAAGCGCACGCUGGGCGCGCUCGACGCUAUGGAUGCCGAAGGCGGGCCCUCGGUGCAGGUGCAGGUGAUGACGGACGACUUUGCGCGCGCGCUGGACAAGGUGCAGCCGAGCGUGUCGGUUGCGCAGAGGCGCAAGUACGAGGCGUUGCGGUCGAAGUUCGCGGGGCUGCCAGUGCGUGGAGCCAAGUUCAACGAGGCGGCGGCGAGACCUGGAGAGGAGUAA
This is a messenger RNA of Epithele typhae, 2256 nucleotides long. Its product is annotated as ribosome biogenesis ATPase RIX7. Bases 1 to 2256 code for a protein of 751 amino acids. Gene Ontology annotation, cellular component: nucleus. NCBI's taxonomy places the organism in Eukaryota, Fungi, Basidiomycota, Agaricomycetes, Polyporales, Epitheliaceae. The transcript has 6 exons. The record is from RefSeq and is a predicted model, not a curated record. Gene Ontology annotation, biological process: ribosome biogenesis. Gene Ontology annotation, molecular function: ATP binding; preribosome binding; ATP hydrolysis activity.